Messenger RNA from Belonocnema kinseyi, 2193 nucleotides. RefSeq names its product DNA replication factor Cdt1-like. Lineage: Eukaryota; Metazoa; Arthropoda; Insecta; Hymenoptera; Cynipidae. Gene Ontology annotation, biological process: DNA replication preinitiation complex assembly; DNA replication checkpoint signaling; regulation of DNA-templated DNA replication initiation. Gene Ontology annotation, molecular function: DNA polymerase binding; DNA binding. Bases 169 to 1818 code for a protein of 549 amino acids. Gene Ontology annotation, cellular component: nucleus. The record is from RefSeq and is a predicted model, not a curated record. The transcript is spliced from 7 exons.
AGCUUCUUCACACGUUGUUGAUGUUUCUCACAUAUAGAUUUAACAUUUCUAUUAUUUUACAAGGGCUUAUUUGAAUCAUUUUCCUUUUUUUAAAUAUUGUGUUCACCUUGGAUAUAGUAGAUAUAGUUCAACGAGUGGAUAAAUUGAUAUAUUGAUUUCCUAUCAAAGAUGCCUCGUCCUCGUGAUAAAGAGAAAAUGUCACAACCCACGAUAACCGAAUACUUUUCAGUGCGAAAAGCACCGACAAGAUCAGUUGACAAUACAAAUGGCAAGGAAAAGUUAUUUGAAAGUCCAAAAGUUGAUUUGGAUUUAGAUUUCAUUUUGAGAAAAAAGAAAAACAUCCCUCAGUCUACUAGUUCGUCGAGAUUGCUGAUUUCGGUGCUGGAAAAAAAUGCAAAAUUGAAAGCUCAGAGUAAAACAGUUUCCAGAAAAGAAAAUAAUAAUCCUAAUGUAAAAAAUGCAUCUGAAAGUGAAAAUGUAUUGGAUUCGACUAAAGUUGAGGCUAUGGAAUCAAGUUCCUCUAGUUCAAAUGAAAUAGUUUUGCCUAAAGAAGAAACCUUGGAAGAAAAUGGUGAAUCUUACUCAGAAAACUGUAAUAUUUCUGAGGCGCCGGCGAUAAAAAAGAUUAAACUUGAUGAACCUGGGAGACAAGAAGAAGUCAUUCAAAAGGUGAUUUCAAAAAAUUUACAGAGCGAUGCUGUGCCGGUAAAAAAGGCGCCGAAAACGGUGAAGUCUGUAAAUAAUGAUAUUUGCGUAAAUAGAAGUAUUCCAAAAGUUUCUCUGAUAGAACCAAAACAAUCUCUAAUAAAAACCGAUGAAUCUAAAACACUGGCAGUCGUAAACGAAAGUCAAUCUCAAACACCAAAAACAUGUUUGCCCUUGCCAAGCGAUUACAAGUUUCUAGGACAAGUCUUUACAUGCAUCGAUAGGGUUGCACUGAUGCUGCACCACCGAGGUGAGAUUAUUACAUUCAGAAAACUGCAGCCUGCUCUGAAAAAUAUGUCAAAAUGCGAAGUCACUUUGGAUCACUUGGCGCAAAUAAAAUCAAUUUACCCAGAAGCGUACACCUAUGAAAAUAAGAAGAUUAUGACUUUUGCUUCAGGGUCAAGAAACCCUCAGAACGAAAUGGUUUUAAGUCCAAAGUUUGAGUCUGCGAACACAGCCAAAGAGUCUGUUUCAGAUGUUUCUGGAAAUAAUAUUCUUCUAGAAAGGAGCCGAAAGUUUUAUAAUUCUCUUUUAGAAAGAGUCAAAGACGAACACGAAAAUUUUUUGAAGGGAUGUAGACAAUCGCGACGGGUUAUACCGAAAGAGAAGAUUAAACGUUGGCAUCCUCGAUUUGAGAUUGAAAAGUGCAAACCUAUAGAGAAGUCCGAAUUGCCAAUAAUUCAUAGUAUUAAAAUAACUUCUCCUAAAGAAGUUCUGGAAAAAGUAAGGGAGUGUUACAAAGUUGACACAAAUUUGAAAACUUCAACAGGAUCUCCAGAAACUCUGUCUGUACCAGCGGAGACUAAACGAGAAGAUAAUGCAAGAGAAUAUUAUUGUAGAUUGCCUUCCAUAGCAAAAAUUCUGCGCAAUAUUUUUCUAUCUGAAAAGAAGAAUGUGCUGGCUUUAAAUCUCACUAUGCAAAAGCUUCAGUUUUCUUUCAAGGAAAAAUUAUCAUUUGAUGAAACGGAAAAGCACCUUCGAUUACUCUGCGAAUCGGUUCCAACGUGGAUUAAUUUAUUUAAUCUGGGAAAAGUUGACCGUUUAAAAUUCGACAAAAAUAUCUCGUUUGAAAAAGUCUUGAAAAUAUUAGAAGCCUUGGCUAAAAAGUACUAAAUUCUACAUUUUGAGCAUUCAUAGCUUGUGUAUAUAAUAAUAAUAAACAGCGAACAAUAUUUUGAUUUUUUAAAUAACUUUUCAUUUUGCUAUUAUUUUCAACGCUAGAAAAUAAUGAAAUAAAACGGACUCUAGAACGAUAAAAAUAUUUUAUAGGUUAUUUGAUACAUUUAUUAUGAGGAAUUAAAUACGCAUUUAGAAAUGAAUAUAUUAUUAUUAUUAUUAUUAUUAUUAUUCAUAUACAAUUAAGUCAUUUUCUUUUCGGGCUAAGCGUGACUCACUCGUUGAGGUAUAGAUUUUGUAGAUUGAUCUAGAAUUGUCAAUUCUUAAAUAUGCAAUUUCGAAUUAAGUUUUGAAAUAAAUACCUGGAAAUUA